GUACACUGAGUCUUUUUUUUUCCCAUGUGUCAGAAUAGAGCCUCUCUUUACUACCAUUGGAGUUGCUCUUAACGCCCUGUCCUAUCUCAAAACAGCGUUAUCUUCUGUGUUCCGGGUCGAUCCGAAUUACUGAAUUUCAUCUUCAUCUUCUUCUUCUAGUUGAUUUCAAUAGAGUAGAAAAUCAAAUCUUUUGUGAUUAGCAAGCGGGAAGACAUCACAAGCGGGAAUCUCAUACACUACUAAUUACCCUGGAAUUUGAGAAAAAGUAAGCAGGAAGGAAGACUAUUCCGGAGUACAAAAGAUAAUACUUACCCGUCUGUUUUCUGAGCUACAACAUGGUUCAUGAAGGAGAGCGAAUUAUCAAGAUGGAAGAGGGUAUUUCUGUCACAGAUGAUUAUGAUUCUGGAUAUUUGAUGCAGUUCCAGUCCAGAGAAAGCACUUUCGAUCAAAUUUUGGAAGCACUAAAAGAUUGUAAGAUCUCUCAGGUUGCAUUGUCUGGCAUGGGUGGAUCAGGAAAGACAACCUUAGCAAAACAAGUGGGUGAAAAGGCCAAGCUGUUGAACAUCUUCAACCUUGUUGUAUUCGUUCCUGUGACAUCUACUCCAAGUUUCAUGAAGAUACAAGGUGAGAUAGCUGACCAAUUGAGUCUCAGAUUGGGAGAAGAAGCUGGUCUAGCUGCAAGACAGAGAAAAAAAUCAAUGACAAGUAAAGAACUGGUUCUUAUAAUUUUGGAUGAUGUGUUGGACAGGCUCAACCUGGAAAAGAUAGGGAUUUUUAAUGGUUGUAAUGGAUUGCAGCUUAGAACCAUGGGUAGGCGUAUGAGCUGUAAAGUCCUCAUGACUACAAGUACUCAAGAAGCAGUAUAUAGGAUGGGAUGCCAACCAAGCAUUAACCUGUCUUUAUUAACUGAAGGAGAAGCUUGCGAUCUUUUGAGGAAGCAUGCAGACAUUAGUGACGGCUCCCCUGAAUCAAUUGUUGAAGUAGCAAAACAAGUUGCGAAACAUUGUCAUGGUUUACCCCUUGCAAGUUCAGUGAUUGGAUCCACUUUAAGAGGAAAAACUGUUGACCAGUGGAAGGAAGUAUUAAAAACAAUGCAGAUGCUACCAGUGAAGAGUUUGCAAUGUGAAGCUGACACAUCUAAAUUUAUUCACCAGAUUAUAGAAGUAGGCUAUCAUGAACUGAGCACCAGAGUAACUAAAACCAUAUUCUUAAUAUGUGGUUUGUUUCCAAGUGGUCGUGAUCAUGAACAUGAAGUUCUCAUUGAAGAGCUGUCACAAUAUGCAAUCCGACUAGGCUGGAGGAAAGAUGAAGUGAGAGCAGCCAUCAAUGACCUCAUUGAGUCUAGUUUGCUGAUGCUUUCUGAUAAAAGCAAAGACCAUAUCAUAAUGAGUAGUCUGGUGCGUGACAUUGCUAGAAAGAUGGUUUAUGAGGAUAUCCCUGCCAGCAAGAUGGUUAAUGUUUGUGAUUACAUGUUUGCACAAUAUAAUCAGGAAGAUUUCCAGUGGCGUGUAGCAUUACAUCGACUUCUUCACUUGUUGUAUGGCAGUGCAAAUGAGCUGGCAUCUUCAUCAACGACCAAUGCAACAUUUGCUGAAGAGGGUCUUGAAUUCCAAGAUGUGUCGUCCUAUUCCUAUCCAAAGGUUGCUACAGUUCCUAAGCUAUCAGGGAAAAUGGUGAAUUUUAAAAGGCUGUGUCAGGUGGACAAAUCAUUCCUGCCUCUGCUCAAGAAAGCGUGUGAGAACCACCCCCAGCUGAUUCAUAGCCAGAAAAACCACUCUGAAAUAGUAACACAAAGCGCCUUUGAUAGCUUAGGGCGGGUGCUGUUUCUGUUGAAAAAUGUUGAGAAGAGGGAUUGGGUGUAUCUGGAAGAUGAGUUACGUAUUCUCUGGAAGCAGUUAAACGAGUUCAAAUUUGAUUUGGAAUGGUUAAGUCCUUAUGUGAAAGAGGUGUUCUCUACCACUAAGAUCACCAGGAUUGAAGUACUUCGGGAGAAAGAGAAGGAUUUGAAAGACGAAGCUGCUAAGCUGCGUGCACUGCUUGGAGCUGCAGAGGACGAAGCUGCUAAGCUGCGUGCCCGGCUUGGGGUUGUUGAGGACGGAGCUUCUGAGCUACGCGAACGACUCAAGGUGACCGAGAACAAAGCUGCAGAUGUUAGGGCUGAAGUUGUCCGCAGAGAAUCUGAGAUGAUUGAAUCUGCAAUUGCUAUUGUUAUGGAGUAAAUGGUUAAGCCUUGACUUGUUUCACACGUCAUUUCCACUUGGUGAGUUUAUUUGGUUUUGGUUUAUUCGAAAGACAUUAUGUUACCUUAAGUUUUCAUUUUGAAUACUUUGGUUCCUCGUAUGGUAAAACUUUGUUGCAUCCAAACGUAUGGUCACUAACGCAAUGGCCUCUUUGGAUUUAUAUGAUAAAACUUUGUUGAAGUCUUCUGUUAAUUGGUACGCUUUCGUUGAUUGAAUGCAAUGUUAUCUUUGUAAUUUUUUUUUA
Arachis ipaensis is the source of this 2484-nucleotide messenger RNA. The record is from RefSeq and is a predicted model, not a curated record. Lineage: Eukaryota; Viridiplantae; Streptophyta; Magnoliopsida; Fabales; Fabaceae.